AUGGGGGAUUCAGAAAGUGAAUCAUUGCAGGAUGUUGCUGCAUGUGCUCUUCAUACUCUAUUGGAUAAUGAGGAUAACGUGUCAGAUUUUAUAACUGUUGGUGGCUUUUGGAAGCUACAGCGAGGAGAAUUCACUGGCCGAAUUCUAAAUGUGCUGCAGCAGGCUCUACUCAACUUUCCUAAAAUUGAGCUGGAGUACUCCAUUGCACAAAGUUGUGUUGUUAAACUUGACAUAAAGAACCAGUCAAGCUCGGAAGCUGACUCACUGUUUUGGGGCACACUACAAGCCUAUGAAGUAUAUGAGAUGCUUCCUAUAGAAGCAUUUCUGUGCCUCGUGUUAAGAUUACUUAAUGCUUCUUUAUUUGAUGAUAUGUUCAAUGCGCUGAUGGAAGGAGUCUUAUUGCAGGUCUAUCUGACCAAGCAGUAUGUGAACAAUGCUAGGCAUUCUGAUGUAACCUUUUUGGUUGAAUCUAGACAAUUCUAUGCACACAGAAUUUGCUUGUCUGCUUCUUCAGAUACAUUCUGUGUAAUGUUUGAUGGCAGUAAUCAGGAGAAGGAUGCAACUAGCAUAGAGAUUCCAAACAUAAGAUGGGAGACUUUUGAGUUGAUGAUGAGGUUUAUGUACUCUGGAUCAGUUGAAAUUACACCAGAUCUUGCACCAGAACUUCUUAGAGCUCCUGAUCAGUAUCUCAUUGAAGGACUAAAGUGA
Messenger RNA from Eucalyptus grandis, 708 nucleotides. Its product is annotated as ARM REPEAT PROTEIN INTERACTING WITH ABF2-like. NCBI's taxonomy places the organism in Eukaryota, Viridiplantae, Streptophyta, Magnoliopsida, Myrtales, Myrtaceae. Bases 1 to 708 code for a protein of 235 amino acids. Gene Ontology annotation, molecular function: protein binding. The transcript has 9 exons. The record is from RefSeq and is a predicted model, not a curated record.